AUGCGGCUGCUGAGCUCUUUCCAGACUUCCCUCGUCGCUCUCUUGGCCCUCUGCUGCCGUCCGGGCGGCGCGGAACGCGCCAUAGAAGCGCACCUGGCUGCCGGCAUUAGAGACCCAUCAGAAGAGCCUUUUCCGACGUACGCCUCGGCGGAGAACCGGGAAGCCGAUUUGGAGAAGCUCACCAAACGACUGCAAUAUCACGUCUCACCUACUGGGCCUCUGCAAGAGUACCAGUCCCAGUUCAAGAAGAGCGACCAGGAAUAUUCAGAAGCAGCUGAAGAGAUGUACAAAUCGCUGAACAAGUUCCAAGAGUCGAUCUCGGAAUUCCGUGGCAAGAUCGCUGAUGUGAAUAGCCGGAAGAUCGAGGAGACGAAAGAGAAGAUGUCGGCCAAGCUACCUGGAGUUCACGGUCCACAUCCGCAGGACGAGUACUCAGAGACCGACGAGGACGCAGAUGCGUUGCCUGGAAACUGA
Molecule: messenger RNA, 474 nt
Organism: Symbiodinium sp. CCMP2592
Lineage: Eukaryota; Dinophyceae; Suessiales; Symbiodiniaceae
Source: the annotation of a GenBank genome assembly